GCCGGACGUACAGGUCCUGGAAGAGUACCGGUAUUUAAUUUUUAGUUUAUAUAUAUUGAUCGAAACCACUUAAAGUUCAGAAAGUAAAGUAAUGAGCACUCUAAGCUGAACGAAAAUAACUCAGAUCCUACUUUGUUCUUUCAACUUGACAAGAGUGAACAGCCUGCUGGUGGUGCGUGCUCUGGAGUCUGAUCUGUUGAUGUGAUGUUAGUCAUGCAUCACAGGAGGUUGUACGUGCUGCGCAAGUGUGGCCUGUUGGAAGCCAGUCGCUGCACCUCUCCCAAUUCAUCACAUUAGUUCACUGAGAGUCUUGCUUCUCAGGGUUUCUGCUGCGCUGUACUUACGUUUUACGUUGAUGUUGAAUUUUUUUAACUUUUCUAGUGUAUGUGUCGGUAGGUAGCCUUGGUCUUUAUUUUAAUUGAGUAACCCGUGAAAUGUGUUUGUGAGAAAAGCUCAUUGAGUGUUCCACUGUUCAGUGUCAAUUCCUGAGGGAUAAGUGCCUAGUGUUCCAAGUUAUUGUCGACUGUGACGAUUCAAAUAUUAUUGAUUUGCACAAAAUUGUCUAUUAAGUGUUGAGUGAGAAUUUGUCAAAUUUCUUCAUCGCGGUUUUACAAUUCGACUGUGCAUGAAUUAAGCUAUCAUCGCUCCGUUCGGUAUUGGCUGCAUCUCGUGACUGAGAAAGUUGAUCUUUCGCUCGUCUCAUUGAAAUGUCAAGUGACACCUAGCAGCGUUGGUCCGAAGUAUUCUUUUUAGAAGUGCACUGCUCAUGUAGAUACUAGGAAAUAAUAACUUUUCUCAGUUCUGUUAUAUUUUUAAGUGCACCAUUGAUGUUAUAAAUGAAGACUGCGUCGAACUUUUAGUCGAAAUCUCUUUAGAAUUAAGCAAGCCAGUACAAAACUUUUGUGGCAAGGAAGAAGCUAACACAAACCGGCGGGAUACUUUAACCUGACGGCACUUUGAACCAUACUUUCAUACUUUUCUAUUAUCUGAAAAUCUCUUCCUUAUCUAAAGAACUUUGAGUUGAAAUGAUGCCUUAAGAGUGAUCUACAAUUUGCCAACCGCGACGCUAACUUGAGACGCUGCUUCUGGUUGCUGAAAGCUUCGAUAUGCCAUGUUGGCUGGCAGUGGUGGUGGUGGAGGUGGUGGUGGUGGACAGGUGGUGCACAGUAACGCAUUGGUGAAUAAUAAUGGCGCCCAGCUGGUACACAACAACACACACUUGAGCAACAAUGGCAGCGGACAAUUUCAUCCCCAAGCGCAGUCCAUUUCUUCAGGGAUAAGGUCCUCACCUAAUCACCAUGACACCAGUAGAGGACAAAACGCGAAUAAAAGCAACGUUAGCGGCAGCAACGCGCCGUCUCCGCAAGGUGGAGCUUCCCUCAACGCCAUCCCCAACCCGAGGGACGACCACAGCCCCAGGCUGGGGGUGAACGGCGUACUUUUCUCCCUGGACGAGAUAACACGCACCGCGUCGCCCACGCGCUUGUCGUCCACGGCGUCGCCCACACGCUUGUCUACCGACAGCCUCGUCAGCACUGGCGUCCAUCACGGUCCCGGCGCCAGAAACGGACACGCCAACACCAAUGGGUCCCUUGGGUCCCUGGGGCCCGAGGCCCGACCUGGCACUACGGCACUGGCUGACGAGAGGCCCAAGGACCCCAAGCCCCAAAGAUUGGCCCUGCUGGGGCUCGUCGUCGCGUUCGUGGGGACGUUGCUGGCUCUCAUCGCCGUCUGUACGUCUCAGUGGGCGCGCGCUGCUGGCUUGGCAGGCGGUUACCUCGGCCCCUUCAUGACGUGUCAAGACAGCUACAAGGGCUACUCAGAGUGCUCGCCCCACACCGCCUUCCAGCCCGCUGGUGCUGCGGUGUUCGCUGGAGUGUGCAGCGUGCUGUGCUGCGUGCUAGCAGUGUGCUGCACCGUGCUGUCAGCAGCGGUCUACAGUAUGCAUGCGUCCGGUCAGCGCGUGCUGCUCAAAUACAAAUACGCGACCGUCUCCCGCAUGGUCGCCUCAGCCAUCGCUGGCUUAUUGAGCUUCAUCGCGAUGGUGGCGUUCGUAGUGGAGGUGCAGCUGGUGAGGGGCGCCGCGGUAAGCGGAGGACCCUCGUCCUAUUCCCUCGCCUGGGGCUUCUACGUCCAGGUUUUAGCGACGCUGGUGUUGUGGGCGGCAGGCGGGGCCUCCAGCGCAGAAUGGCAGCGCUCGCGCAAACUCGGCGGCGACCCGACGAUGGUCAACCGUGACUCGCAAGGCCUGCAUGCCAACACCAUCUCCAACCCUCACUUUAAAGACGACAAGCAGCAAAUCAAAACUGUGUCUGCGUCAGUCCCUCCUCUUGUUAUAAGAAGUACGUCCCCCGUUUCGAGAAACACUUCCCCCGACGCACCGAAAGCUGGUUCCCCCAUUGAAAGAUGCGCGUCACCCAACGCGCGCGCUCAGUCGCCAGUCGUGCGCGUAACCCCGCUAGGACGAAGUGAAUCACCGUCAAUCAAGAGCUCAACGUCCUCAGUUCGAAGUAUGUCUCCCACAGGCCAGAAACAAAAUGCUUCCAAAGCGAACGUGAGAAAAGCUCAACCUAUUCUGCCGACGCCUUUGGACGUUCACAGAAGUAACGGCGUCUCAGGCUCGCAGGUGAACGGCCUGCCGUACAUGCUGGGGAUUCAACGGAACUCCAACGGCCACACAUCUUCUCCUGGAGCGCAGGCCAAGCGUUCUGUCUUCGACUUCAAUAAUAAGAUUAUUAAGAAUAAACCGCCUCGUGGGAGGAGCAGAUCACCGAAUGGUCGGUCUUCUAGUGCUCGAGGGACCAGGUCUCCGAAGAAUGUCCGCAAAUCCCAAAGUAAAGACGAUGGUCUUGCUUUCGUCCCAUACGAUCCUAAUCGCGCGCCCUUGCGUUCUUCUCUGAGGAAGCCCAGGACUCAGAGUGAAAGCCUCUCAACCGACACAACUGACGGAGGGGCUGAAGAAGGAGGUAUUCCUAACCUCGCGUUUGCUCAGAGCAGUCCCGUCACCAAGAAGAAGGUGCGCAUUCACACGCAGAGCACUGCCGUGUAGACCAUUGCUUCUCACGCAGUUUUUUUUAUUCUAACGUAAAUCUUGUAUGAGGUUAUGUAAGAUUUUCAGUAAGAGUUUUCUUUUUGUGCGGGAAAUCAUAACUUGCAUAUGCUAAUUUUCUCUUAGGUUCAUUUUUAGUUCAUAGGCUACUUGGUUGAGAUUGAUAUUUAUCAGUAUUUAAUAGAAAUCCCGAACGAAUUUUCUCCAUUUGCUAGGCGACUAUGUUAACUUGAAAAACGCAUUCCGUCCGUUUUCUCGCAACUGUAAGAUUACCGCAUUUAUGUAUGUAAUAUUUGGAAUCUCUAGAUGCUGCUACAAUUCGACAUUGUUUCUUUGAUAAUACGACUUUCUAGUUAAAUUAAUCGUGUACAGCAAUUUUUGUAAAAGUAAAUGAAGGCCCAUAAGAAGAGUGAGGUAAAGAAACGGUGGUAACAGUGCGAGUCCUGUUACUUCAGGAAUUAUUGUAUGUUGAUUCCUGGAAAAUUGUCGGUGCUCGAUAGUAUUAGCUUAACUAUAAUUACUACCUCUAUUCCAAUUGUUUGUUGAUAUUGCUGCGAAAAUUAUAUAUUAAUGUUAAAGUUUCAUCGAUCAUACGUGAAGGGUUAUUUGUAUAAUUUAAUUUAGGAAUCGAUUUUUGUUGCAAGAAAGACGUGUAGCACGCCUAUCGCCAUGCUUCUUACCGCGCCUGAGAUAACGACUUGUGAAAAUUAAUUUAUUUCACAUUGUUUUCAUAUCAUUCAGUGUUCUGUUGAAUUUCUCUUUCUCUAGGUAACAUCGACAUCUUAUAUUCAUGAAUUACAUUUGUGCCUCUAAAGAUGUGCAACGAGAAAUGUCAGUUCAGUGUGACUGCUGAAAGUUGCGUAGUGCCGCUUUGACUCUUGCUGGAUAUUAAUUCAUUAAUUUUUUCAUCUUUUAUUACUAUCUAGCGCAUCCAAUGAAACAUGCUAACAUUACGACAAUUUAUAUUGUUCAGCAUAUUUUGAUAUGUAUUUUAUUAGAAAUUCUCUCAAGCAAAUUUUGGCAGAGAUUGAGGGAGUCGUUGAAAAUAUUUUUUGCAUUGCCAUGCAUUGAAUUGCAUUUCUUGAUUGCAUAAAAUAAAAUAAUAGCCGCGAAUUUCUCUCAUGGCCUGAUGACAACUUGACGUUUAAUGCGCAAUAGAACAUUUCGAUUAAACUGUAAAAUGAAUGCACUAUGCCAGCGCGGUUGCACGUUGUGAAAGCGGAAGAUAUUUUCAUAGGGCAUCUAUUAACAUUUUGUUGUUAGGAUAUUCAAAUAGUGUAUAAUGAAAGUAAGCGUUAGGGAUCUAGAACUAUGCGAGCUGUGUUUUGAUAACUAAUCCGUCCAAUUGUUAGCUGUAUUUAAGUGCCGAGACUCGUGUACAAAGUUAGCUAUCGUGCCUUGUAAAUGAAAUGCUUUCAUCUUUGCAGUACCUAGACGACAAAUAUUUACUGCAGUAACGUUGAUUUGAUCACGGUUUUAUUAUUUUUUUAAUAUUCUUCAUCUUUUGAAGACUUUGCACCAAUCCGUUCUCCUUGACGCGCUCAUAAUUCGUAUUGUUCCGUAAAAAUAUCAAAACAGAUAAAUCACGACAAACAGUUUUUCAAUUUUCAUGAAACUAUUUUUACGCGAAGCUCCUGUGAUCAAUUAAGAAAAUUUCAAAAUUUUCUUGUCACAAAUAUGCGUGCAAUCAAACCCCUAACUUACUUAGUUUAAUAUUGCUACGAAGUUAUUGAUACCUUUAUGGAUGUCUAUAAUAAAAUGUCCUGUCAAAAUCAGAAGUUUGGAAAUGCGCAAGCAAUGUAGGCAAAUUUAGAGGUCAAUUAUUCCUCGAUUUUUUUCGUCAGUAGAAUGUGAAAUAUGCCCUGAGUAGAAAGGAAGCUGAUAAAUACUGAUUAACUUGAAACUUUAGAAAUACUUACACGACGAUUUCUUGACAUAAUCCAAUUCUCCGGGUCUCGUUUUGUCGUCCAAAAGAGACGACUCGGGUAGUUAUGUCAUGUCCACUACUGACACUUACCACGAACGUCUCACGAAGAGGAACGUUGUAAACUUGCGCUACGUCACGCGGUUGUCGUGUCCUUGGUUAAUGCGUUACAAGAAAGGGUGAUAUACAUUCCAGAUUCAUUCACAUAUGUAUAUAGAGGUUUUUAAGGGACUUAUUUUGCAAAAAUGUAACUUAUCGAUUGCAAGAUUGUUAUAUUAGGUAUCGUAUUAUUUAACGUUCAUUAUUGUUUGCAGGGCAAUGUUAUGUUGUACAAUAUAUGCCCUGAGAUCGAUGGCAUACGCGCAUUUAUCCAAGGAAAUAAAAGUGAGAAAGAAAUGUAA
This is a messenger RNA of Hyalella azteca, 5374 nucleotides long. RefSeq lists its product as uncharacterized. Gene Ontology annotation, cellular component: plasma membrane. The transcript has 6 exons. Bases 1112 to 3049 code for a protein of 645 amino acids. NCBI's taxonomy places the organism in Eukaryota, Metazoa, Arthropoda, Malacostraca, Amphipoda, Hyalellidae. The record is from RefSeq and is a predicted model, not a curated record.